CCCUGGAUAAAAGACGGGCAGCACCCUCCCUGCACGUUAUGCUCCGCCUCUUUCGAAUCCGGUAGCAUCUACAGUUCAGCGUACGGCACAGCACCUCUGGUAGGUACUGCAGAGGGUCGAGCCUCUCUAACAAUCCAAUCGCCUUAGUAAUUACAAUCACCGACAAAUGAAGGACCCCAAAGAGAAUGCUUUUAUUAUUAACAUAGAUCCCUCGAAUUCUUCUUCUCACUCCCAAGACAACCACGACUCUCCCCAUGGACGAGCCGUCAUGGACCAAUCUUCGAUAGAGGACGGCGAUAGCACCAAGAGCACCAAGUCAUUAACACCAGAGGGGACGAAGAAGGCCUCCAAGAUCCGACUAUGGCUAGAAACCGAAGCCAUUAAAAUCCGAAAGAGCCGAACGCGCCAAGCUCUUAUUGUAUUUUCAUUCGUCGUUGCCGCCGUACUUCUCGGAGUUUUGAUAUGGUUAGAAACGAGUGGUCAUAUACACGAAAUUUUAAAGAAAUCAUCUCCCUUGCAGUUAAAUCAAGGGACAUAUUUAGGCGAAGUGGUACAGAAAAGCUCGAAAUACGCCCGUGCCGUUGAGGCUUAUCGCGGCAUACCAUAUGCGCAGUCCACAGCUGGCCAAAACCGUUUCAGACCUCCACAGCCGCUAAAUGGUACGGUAGACCGUAACAAUGUUCAGCGCGCUGUGAGCUAUGGCCACGUCUGCCCUCAAAAUGGAGGUGGGAAGAACCAAGGCGAGGAUUGUCUAAACGUCAACAUAUUUAGACCUCAUUUCAGCGACGACCCAGACGCCGCUGCCGCCGAGAUGGCAAAGCUCGGUGUUGAUAGCAAGAAGAUGCCCAUAGUCAUUUACAUCCACGGCGGUGGUUUUAACAGUGGCAGUGGUGCCGAGAGAAAUAUGUUGAGUUUUGUCGCGUGGUCGGAGACGCCGUUAAUUGGAAUGAGCUUCAACUAUCGUGUCGGAGCUUUGGGUUUCCUACCAGGCGCAUCAGCCGCAGAGGCAGGCCUAUUAAAUCUGGGAUUAAAGGACCAACAGGCGCUUUUCCAAUGGGUACAGAAUAACGCUGCCGACUUUGGUGGAGAUGCCAACAACGUUACGAUAAUGGGCCUAAGCGCUGGUGCUCACUCGGUUGGACAUCACCUAAUAUCGUAUUCGCCGGCAAAUAAGUUAACCUCGGCGCCUGUACCGUUUCAAAAAGCGAUCCUCGAAUCCGGUGGAUCUACAGCUCGUGCUACUUUCGUACCUACUCAUCCGCUACAUGAACAGCAACUCUCACAAUUCCUGGAGAAGUGCGGAUUGAAUGGUACCUCUGGGGAUAAGCUCUUUGAUGGGCUCCGCGCCCUCCCCUUGGACACGGUCGUUACUGCAUCUAAUUAUGUGUGGAGACGUUGGAACCCAUCUCUGCGUUGGGCUUUCCAGCCUGUAAUUGACGGCUCCGGAGGAAUAAUACCGGACCUACCAAGUCAAUCCUGGGAGAAAGGGAAUGUUUUACGUAUCCCGAUCCUAACGGGUUUUAACACGAAUGAGGGUGCAGUGUUCGUACCGUCGAAGGAGAGCAAUUCAUCGGCAAUGCGCAACCUAAUGUCCGGCCUCAUUCCUGCUCUCAACAAGACAGAUUUGGAUACACUAAAUACCAUGUAUCCCGAUCCCGACACCACUGUCGGACAAAAACUAUACGUCACUAAACCACCCGCUGGCUUCGGUACGCAGUUCUGGAGGUUAGAUGAUGUCUAUGCGCAUUACGCGUAUAUCUGCCCGGUACUUCAAACAGCACAUCUAGCCUCGACCGCAAAGGAUGCCAGCCCCGUCUACGCUUAUCAUUAUGCUGCUCGGUCGAAUAGUCAUGGCGGCGCGGAUCACGGCGACGAAGCACCCAUAGUUACGCAUGACAUGGACGUUAUCGGAAAAUAUCCAGGCAUAGUUGCUAUGGCAGAUGCGAUGACGGGCUUCUGGAGUCGAUUUGUCGUUACUGGUGAUCCUAAUCCAGGCCCUGGCGUUACCACCAACACAACUACCAUCUCAUGGCCAAAGUUUGUCAGCCCCUUCAACACGAGCACAACUAUGAUCGGCGUAAAAGAAGCGAACAGCUUGGGCAAGGUGACGUUAUUCGGCCAAGGUAAUGAUGAGCGCAUGGGUAUGCGCGGACGUCAAAACCCAGGUGUCGCCGCACAAAUCGGCAAUCUGACUCUGCGGGUGCGGAACGAAUCCACAUUCUGGUGGGGUAGGACGAUCCUAAGCGAGGGAUUCGGAAACGGAAGUACAUCCCUCGGGAUCGAGCAGCAUACCAAAGCGAGGUUAUAAGCUGCGCCUCCGAAAAAAGAAGGGAAGCAGAAAAAAAAAGACGACUGAAAUAUUAUUUUAUUUGUUCAGUGAUGGCAUGUGCGAGCGUUGGAUGAUACCCUUUAUUGUUGAAUGAUAAGCAUUGGUUUUUCGGAUUAGCAUUGGCUGCAUACGAAGCAUGAAGCACGGCGUUUGAAUGGAUUCGCAUCUCGAGAGAUGGACAAAAGCUAGACGGUACGGCUUGAAUUAAAAGCCUUAUUAUAUAUACCUAGAGAGUUUGAUAGUAUAUAUUCGGCUCUGGUAA
Molecule: messenger RNA, 2591 nt
Organism: Hypoxylon trugodes
Lineage: Eukaryota; Fungi; Ascomycota; Sordariomycetes; Xylariales; Hypoxylaceae
Product: alpha/beta-hydrolase
Exons: 3
Coding region: 167-2308 (713 amino acids)
Source: RefSeq, a predicted model, not a curated record